AUGCAGCCUGACCGGCUGAUCCACGCCCUCACUAUAAUCAUACAGAUACUCAUCAGCCUUGUUCUCUUCGCCAUCGUCCUCCCCUUCUUCAUCCUAUGGCGUGUCCCAAUAAGCCUCCUCUACUUCACCAAGAACGAAAAGCCACAGGAAAAGAACGCAGACCAAGAGAGAGAAAGGCUGCAAGGCCUGCCAGCGGACGAGGAAGAAGAAGAACCGAAACCACCCCCACCACCAGACCUCCACGAGCGCGCCCUCGCACCCUACACACAACAAUGGACAGCCUUCAAAUCACGCCCGAUCAACCAACCCCUCGUAGCCCACUGGUCACGCGUCGCGUGUCUAUCCCUCCUCACAAUACAAACCACGCUCACCCUCGCCCUCCUCGAAAAGUCGCUCGUGUAUCACAUCCCCUGUGAGGAUAUCCUCUUCGAGCAGCCUGGAGACACGGCGGGUGGGUAUCAAGAUCCGGUCCAGCAAACGCCGCCUGUAGCGGUCCAGCCUCCGGCACCGGCGGCAAGGUUUGAUAAGAACCCUUAUACUUUGGCUGGUAUUGCGUCGAUCUGGACUGGUCAGAAGGAGAAGAUGAAGGGUGGCUACGACGGAAGAGACGUCAGGAAGCAGAACUUCGCAGACGACAUUGAGAUGGCGGAUUGGGUGGGUAGGAAGUAA
This is a messenger RNA of Alternaria viburni, 669 nucleotides long. RefSeq lists its product as uncharacterized. The record is from RefSeq and is a predicted model, not a curated record. NCBI's taxonomy places the organism in Eukaryota, Fungi, Ascomycota, Dothideomycetes, Pleosporales, Pleosporaceae. The transcript has 2 exons. The coding region runs from base 1 to 669 and encodes 222 amino acids.